AUGGAUCACUUUAACAUAUUAGCAUAUGGAUAUAUUUAUUUAGACAAUCACUUAACUAUUAUGAUUAAUUGUAAUGAUGAAAUCAAAGAUAAUCAAAUUUACAUCUCCUAAUAUUUGUACCUAUAACUCAAAGACCCUUUGAAUGCCCAUUUUGCUAAAGCACAACACGCUCCCUAUUAAUAUGAUGAUAAAGAUUUUAGAUAUAAUCCUUUUCCUAACAUUCCAAUCUGUAAGGAAGUCACCCUAUCAAUUGUAAGACUAUUCAAUGAGGUUCCUAGAUAAACAAUGAGAAUUCAAGAUUAAUUACCCCCAAGUUUUUAAAGGCUUUGUUUCAUGUUCCAAUUAUGGUCAAAGAAAAACAAACAAUAAAGGGCACAUUACAGGAUGGUCAACUGCUUUAAAGAUUAUAGUAUUGCAUUAUCUCAAUAUAGACUCUAGAAUUGCGAUAUAUCCUCUAAGUGCAGAUCCAAAAUUACCAAUUGCUGUCAAUUGAAUAAUUUAUUAAGAGAUCAAUAUGUCUACAUUCAUAUCGAAAAGGUCCAAGCAGAUAAAUAGACUGAUUGGUAUAUUCUUGAUUUUAAAGUUGCCAAUAUCAAAUUCCAAGAAGAAUAUUCUUAUUCACAUAUAACCAAAUCAACCCUUGAUUUGAAAUUCUAAGAUAUCAUAUAUCAAUUAGGAGAAUAUGAACAUUUCAGAAAGUAAAUCAACAACAUCAUAAGACUUCAAAAGUCAAUAUCAAUUGGAGUUGAAAGUCGAAAGAAUUUAGGAAAGAGAUUGUUAUUGAAGUAAAUAGCAAAUUAGAAUGGGAUAUUGUAUUUUGAAAAGGAUUUUGGUAUGAUUAGUUCUCUAAGAUUUACAGAGAAAUUAGUAUUGAAAAUUUAAGAUUCUCCUUGCAUACUUUUAUUAAGGAAUUUUUCAAAAAUUGAACAGGUAUUGUUACUCAACAAAUAACAUGUGAGCAAGGAUGACAUCAGCAAUGAAAUUAUUAAGAUUAUUAAAAAAAUAAAGAAACUAAAAAAUGUGAUCUUAAUAUUAUGUAAUGAAGACUUCAGCAAUUACCCUAUUGUAAAGUCAUUCGUUGAUUUCUAUAUCAGAUUUUACCCAUAAACUAAUGUAUCAUAAUAGCUAAUCGAAUUUUACCAAUUAGAAUAGAGUGAAGAUGAAAUAUCAUAAUUAUUAAGGGAAACAACCUGGAGAGUACUUGAAAAGGAGAUUAUUCAAAGUAAAUAGAAUUUUGUAAAGGAAUUAGAGUCUAAAUUAAAAACUUAAACAAUUUCAUCUAAAACAAAGAUGGAUGAUGUCGGUGGAAUGGAGGGAGCCAUCAAAGAAGUUGCCAAAACUAUCAUCUUACCACAAAUGUAUCCUGAAUUAUUUGAUGAACUUGUUAAACCAAGAAGAGGUAUCCUCUUUUUUGGUCCUCCUGGAACUGGUAAAACUCUACUGGCCAAAUGUAUUGCAUGUGAAAUGAAAAUGAAUUUUAUAUCUGUUAAAGGACCUGAAAUGUUGAACUAAUACAUUGGUCAGAGUGAAUCUAAUAUUAGAGAUCUGUUCAAAAGAGCUAAGGAUAAUGCACCUUCACUUGUAUUUUUUGAUGAAUUGGAUGCCUUGGCUCCAGCAAGGGGGAAUCAGAGUGAUUCCAAUUAAGUUAUGGAUAGAAUUGUUGCCUAAUUAUUAACUGAAAUUGAUAAUUUGUUAGAUGGAAUAUUUAUUAUUGGUGCAACAAAUAGACCAGAUUUAUUGGAUCCUGCGUUGUUGAGACCUGGAAGAUUUGAUAAAUUAAUGUAUCUAGGCAUUAAAACUGAUAAAGAAAGUAGGGUUAAAAUUUUAAGAGCCCUCACUAAAAGUGAUAAAUUUGAUGAGAUUAUUGAUGAAAUACCAAAUAAUAUGACAGGAGCAGACUUUUAUGGAUUAGUAAGUUAAGCUACUAUUUAUGCUACCAAAAGAACUAUUUAGAGUGGCUUGAAUGAAAUGGAAUUGGCUGUUGAAGAUUUAAGAGAAGCUUUGAAAAGCAUUAGACCUUCUGUGAGCGAAUAGGAUUUAUAGAAAUAUGAAGAACUCAAAAAAAAGUAUUAAUGA
Paramecium tetraurelia is the source of this 2076-nucleotide messenger RNA. RefSeq lists its product as uncharacterized. The record is from RefSeq and is a predicted model, not a curated record. The transcript has 3 exons. Lineage: Eukaryota; Ciliophora; Oligohymenophorea; Peniculida; Parameciidae. Gene Ontology annotation, biological process: protein import into peroxisome matrix. Gene Ontology annotation, molecular function: ATP binding; ATP hydrolysis activity. Gene Ontology annotation, cellular component: cytosol; peroxisomal membrane.